GAGGAAAGUAACGAAAGUUAAAUCACAGCUCAAGAAAACGGAGAGUUCGGUCUGUGUUUUGCCCUAGUAUUCAUUAUCUUUCUCUUGUUCACUGUUUUUCCGAUCUAAUCAACAUGACCAAACAGCAAGCUAGAGCUAAUUGGUCUCCUUACGAUAAUAAUGGAGGUUCUUGCGUUGCAAUUGCAGGUGCUGAUUAUUGUGUGAUCGCUGCCGACACUCGGAUGUCAACUGGAUACAACAUUCUCACACGCGAUUACUCCAAAAUCUGUAAAUUAGCAGACAAAUGUGUGAUGGCCUCUUCCGGAUUUCAGGCUGAUGUCAGAGCCUUGCAAAAGGUCCUGGCAGCUAGGCAUUUGAUCUAUCAGCAUCAACACAACAAGCAGAUGAGCUGCCCUGCCAUGGGUCAACUGCUCUCAAACACCCUUUACUACAAACGCUUUUUCCCUUAUUAUUCUUUCAAUGUUCUAGGUGGCCUGGAUAAUGAAGGAAAGGGUUGUGUCUUCACAUAUGAUGCUGUUGGAUCUUAUGAGAGGGUUGGAUACAGUUCCCAAGGUUCUGGUUCCACUCUAAUCAUGCCUUUUCUGGACAACCAGCUGAAGUCUCCGAGUCCCCUCUUAUUGCCUGCCCAGGAUGCUGUUACCCCACUUUCUGAAUCAGAAGCAAUUGAUUUGGUGAAGACCUGUUUUGCAUCUGCAACAGAGAGGGAUAUAUAUACUGGGGACAAGUUGGAAAUAGUCAUCUUAAAUGCCGAUGGCAUUCGUCGUGAGUACAUGGAACUAAGGAAAGAUUGAUUCUCUUCAUCCCUUAUGUGGUCCCUGCUGCUUUCGUUGAAAUGGCUUUUCGGAACAUUCACAAUACAUAUGGAUGGUAAUUGCUGCUGAGAUGAUCAUUCUGUGUUUUCACGACUCCUUUACGAAUCCAGUUUGAAAUUACUUAGUGGAAAUGUUGCAAUUAUGAAUCCUUUACCGGACAUGAUUUUAUGUAUUCAGAAUUGUGUUUGAUUCUUAAUCCGAAUUCUUUAUUGAGGCUAUUUUUGGUAUUAUAAA
This is a messenger RNA of Cornus florida, 1046 nucleotides long. Its product is annotated as proteasome subunit beta type-1-like. The coding region runs from base 114 to 791 and encodes 225 amino acids. The transcript is spliced from 7 exons. Gene Ontology annotation, cellular component: proteasome core complex. The record is from RefSeq and is a predicted model, not a curated record. Lineage: Eukaryota; Viridiplantae; Streptophyta; Magnoliopsida; Cornales; Cornaceae.